Messenger RNA from Castor canadensis (American beaver), 5706 nucleotides. RefSeq names its product protein associated with LIN7 1, MAGUK p55 family member (gene Pals1). Lineage: Eukaryota; Metazoa; Chordata; Mammalia; Rodentia; Castoridae. The record is from RefSeq and is a predicted model, not a curated record. Gene Ontology annotation, molecular function: protein binding.
GGCUGCGGCGGCGACGGCGGCGACGGAGGAGGCUGGCGGUGGGGAGGGGGCGGAGACUAAAGAUUCUGAGGUGGGGAAUCGGGAGUUUCUGGAUUCUUUAUCCGGUAUUUUGAGGGCCGCCGGCUAUUUCUUUUGCAGUGUUGAGGAAGCUGCUGGGGCGGGGGACCCCGGAUUGGCGGCCGUCGUGGCGUGGAGAGUAAGAAAGUUAGCUUGAAUUUUGUGAAAAACCAGACAAGAGAAACUAAGGAUAGAAGACAAGGUUUUUCCAGUUUGCAUAAUAUUUCCCUCAUGGAUACUUUUUCAUAGCAUUUUAUGUGAUAUGAGAAGUUGUUUUUUUUUUUUUUUUGAAGUAACAUGGAUUUUAUACUACAGAAUCAAGAGAAUUGGCUUUAUAGGAAAAAUUGAUUUAUAUAAAGUGGUACAGGUUUUUGUAGAUAACCAUGACAACAUCCCAUAUGAAUGGGCAUGUUACAGAGGAGUCAGACAUCGAAGUAAAAAAUGUUGAUCUUGCAUCACCAGAGGAACAUCAGAAGCACCGAGAGAUGGCUGUUGACUGCCCUGGAGAUUUGGGCACCAGGAUGAUGCCAAUGCGACGAAGUGCGCAGUUGGAGCGUAUUCGACAGCAACAGGAGGAUAUGAGACGUAGGCGAGAAGAAGAAGGGAAAAAGCAAGAACUUGACCUUAAUUCUUCCAUGAGACUUAAGAAACUAGCCCAAAUUCCUCCAAAGACUGGAAUAGAUAACCCUAUAUUUGAUACAGAAGAAGGAAUUGUCUUAGAAAGUCCUCAUUAUGCUGUGAAAAUACUAGAAGUUGAAGACUUGUUUUCUUCACUUAAACAUAUCCAACAUACUUUGGUAGAUUCUCAGAGCCAGGAGGAUAUUUCAUUGCUUUUACAACUUGUACAAAAUAAAGAUUUCCAGAAUGCAUUUAAGAUAUACAAUGCUGUCACGGUACACAUGAACAAGGCCAGUCCUCCGUUUCCUCUUACUGCCAAUGCACAAGAUCUUGCACAAGAGGUGCAAACUGUUUUGAAGUCAUUCCAUCAGAAGGAAGGACAAGAACUAACUGCCUUGCUAAAUGCUCCACAUAUUCAGGCACUUUUACUGGCCCAUGAUAAAGUGGCUGAGCAGGAAAUGCAGCUAGAGCCCAUUACAGAUGAAAGAGUUUAUGAAAGCAUUGGCCAGUAUGGAGGAGAAACUGUAAAGAUAGUUCGCAUAGAAAAGGCUCGUGAUAUUCCAUUGGGUGCUACAGUUCGUAAUGAAAUGGAGUCUGUCAUCAUUAGCCGGAUAGUAAAAGGAGGUGCUGCAGAGAAAAGUGGUCUCUUACAUGAAGGAGAUGAAGUUCUGGAGAUUAAUGGUAUUGAAAUUCGGGGGAAAGAUGUCAAUGAGGUUUUUGACAUAUUGUCUGAUAUGCAUGGUACUUUGACAUUUGUUCUGAUUCCAAGUCAACAAAUUAAGCCUCCUCCUGCCAAGGAAACAGUAAUCCAUGUGAAAGCCCAUUUUGACUAUGACCCAUCAGAUGACCCUUAUGUUCCAUGUCGAGAGUUAGGUCUGUCUUUUCAAAAAGGGGAUAUACUUCAUGUGAUCAGUCAAGAAGAUCCAAACUGGUGGCAGGCCUAUAGGGAGGGGGACGAAGAUAACCAGCCUCUAGCUGGGCUUGUUCCAGGGAAAAGCUUUCAGCAGCAAAGAGAAGCCAUGAAGCAAACCAUAGAAGAAGACAAGGAGCCAGAAAAAUCAGGAAAACUUUGGUGUGCAAAGAAGAAUAAAAAGAAGAGGAAAAAGGUGUUAUAUAAUGCCAGUAAAAAUGAUGAUUAUGACAAUGAGGAGAUCUUAACUUAUGAGGAAAUGUCACUUUAUCAUCAACCAGCAAAUAGGAAAAGACCUAUCAUCUUGAUCGGUCCACAGAACUGUGGCCAGAAUGAAUUGCGUCAGAGGCUUAUGAACAAAGAAAAAGACCGCUUUGCAUCUGCAGUUCCUCAUACAACUCGGAGUAGACGAGACCACGAAGUAGCUGGCAGAGAUUACCACUUUGUUUCACGGCAAGCAUUUGAGGCAGAUAUAGCAGCUGGAAAGUUCAUUGAGCAUGGUGAAUUUGAGAAAAAUUUGUAUGGAACCAGCAUAGAUUCUGUACGGCAAGUGAUCAACUCUGGCAAGAUAUGUCUUUUAAGUCUUCGUACACAGUCUUUGAAGACCCUCCGGAAUUCAGAUUUGAAACCAUAUAUUAUAUUCAUUGCACCCCCUUCCCAAGAAAGGCUGCGGGCAUUAUUGGCCAAAGAGGGCAAGAAUCCAAAGCCUGAAGAAUUAAGAGAAAUCAUUGAGAAGACUAGAGAGAUGGAGCAGAACAAUGGCCACUACUUUGACACAGCAAUUGUGAAUUCAGAUCUUGAUAAAGCCUAUCAGGAAUUACUUAGGUUAAUUAACAAACUUGAUACGGAACCUCAGUGGGUGCCCUCCACUUGGCUGAGGUGAAGGAAACAUCCAUUCUGUGGCAUGAUUAGACUUGAUCUGGUAAAUUGCCAAUAGGAAGAUGGCCCCAAUACUUCAGCAAGGUUGAAGAGAAAGUGGAAGGUAGCAGGGUAAACUACAGACCUAUUCUUAGACCCCUCAAACCAGUGAGAAGAAAGCCACUUAGGCAAUUUGUGCACUACGUUCUUUAUUCUGUACACAUGGCUUUAGGGAUUUUUGCCUCAUUUGGAGAUUUUAAAUGGAAACAGAACUGUUUCCUGUAUCCUGUUAAAACGUUUCGUUUUCACCUACCUAAAUCUUUCCUGCUUGGUCAUAUUUCUAUGAAAAACAUGUCUGUGUACACAGUACUCCAUGCCUCACGCAAUUAUAAAUGCUAACAUUUAACACGCACAGAUUUUGUGGGAAUAUUUGGGGGAAAUGCUGCUUCUGUGCACUGGGCAAAACAGUAUUUUGCUCAGGAGACUGGCUUAGUCAUCAGAAAAACUUUCCUAAAAAAGAAAAAGAAAAAAAAUGGGGCCACUUUGGUUUGAAACAACUUGUGUAUCUUUUAAUUUUAAAAAACAUUCCAUUAGAAGCACCAGUUUUUUAGCUCAAACUUUAUAGAUCAGAUUGCACAGUCAGCAGACUUAUGUAGUUAAAAGUAAGCAAAAUAUGCUAAUCUUUUUAAAGCUGUAAUAAUUUUCUGAUUUUUUCCUAAGUUGUCUCAAGUGAUUUGAUAGCCGUGCUUCCUUUCUCUGAUCUUCAUAGUACAGUAGAAUGUGUAAGUUUUAUUUUUUUGAAUGUCAAGCACUCAGACAACUGUGUUGACUGUUAAAAAGUUUCUUCAUGAUGCACAUAGUUUUUUAUAUACAUGGAAGGACAUAGCACAUUUGAUGGUUUUUGCGUUUUUAUACAUGAGCACAGUAUUAAGUCUAUGAUUGUGCCAUGUAGGUAACAAACUGGAAUUCUAUUGAAAUAGCUGCUGUACUGUAUACUAAUAUUUAAUAGAUCAACAAAUGGUCAUUGAUAACAUUUGUCCAGCAUUGGAAUAAAAAUAUAUAUACUAGGGGAAUACUACGACAUUUGACUUUGAGAUCAGAAGAAAGACCUGAAUGAAAGUCAUUUGAACAUUUUAGGAAAAGAACAAUGGAGGAAAAGUAUUAAGCAUAUACAAACAGGUUUUUAUCCUACAAGGACCACCUCAUGACCAGAAUGCAACAGUUUGCUAAAUCGUAAAAGAAAUGUUUAAGCUGAUGGGAUUUUGUACUGUCUCUAUAGCUGUAGCUUUAAAAUUCAAUGUCUGUAAUUGGCAUGAAAAGUUAAUUUGUAGUCUUUUCAAGCUUUUAAGGAAUAGUGUGAUGCGUGACAAACAACCUCAAAUGUGAAUGCUUUUUUAUUUUUAUGACUUUAGCUACAGCAUUUUGUGCUCCCAGAGCUAAACACUGGAAUCAUACUGACUUUCACUUAAUUUAACACAAGUAGUUGUUACUAAUGAGAGUUUGUGUCAUGUAUAUAUUUGACUUCUCUUCUACAUAAUUUUAUUUGAACAAAUGUGGACAGUUUGUGUUGCCUCCUUCUGUUCAAUUUUGCAUGGCCUCUUUAGUUGGCUGAGGUGUGUCUCAUGUGGAAACAUUUUCAAGGUAAUGUUCCUUAGGAAGAAAGUAACAUUACUGGGGUUGGAGGAAGGAAUGCUAUAUUUACUGUUUCCUCAGGUCUAAAACACUCCAGCUCACAGCAGGAAAAUGAAAGGCCACAUCCAUUUUUAGCAUUGAAAACCAAGGAAUAUGCUUAGCACGUAACCUCAGUUUUCCACAGUUUACUUUCUCCUCAGGAAAGAAAGGUAGUUUACAGUCAGUGGAGCUUUGUGAUCUGAGUAUUGAUUGAAAACACUGACAGUCGGGCACAGUAGUGCCUGCCUAUACUCCUAGCACUAGGGAGGCUAAGACAGGAGGAUUGCCAGUUUGAAGCCAGCUUGGGCUACAUAACAAGACUCUUGUCUCAAAAAAAGAAAAUACUGUUUGAGAUUUUAGGUAGUGUCUAUGAGUGGCUAUUGUGCCACUAUCAGUAAGCCACGUACUAUCAAAGCUCAGACCCAUGACUUUCAUAGGCAGACGCCAUACUCUUAGGAACUCUUGAUACUUUGAGGGUCAGUGAGGUCUUAUAGUUCUUUCCUUCCUCAUCAGCAAUAGUAGAGGAAUAUGUCCUGGUCUUUUCUAAAUCCUAGUGCUAUAAAUGUACUGAUAUUCAACAUAGUUCCUUAACAAAGUGAAAAUGGAGUUGUGCUGGUUUCCUCAAAAGAAUAUGGGGAAAGCUUUGCUCUACCUGUAGUUGCACAGCCACUCUGGCCAGUUCCAUUUCCUGUCCCUCUGUGGAAAUUGCAGUGUCAGGGAGGUCUUAACCACUUACAGAAAUGAUACCAAUGGCUAAUGAAAUGUACUUAGGAAAUCCAAGCAAGGAGAUCUCUUCAUUUCCUAAAUUUUCUUAAGUUGGAACAAAUGGAAGGACCUUAGUAUUUAGACUAAUCCAGAUUUGCUUUCUAUGAAAAUCUAAUGUCUGGAUUUUUUCCUUUUCUUGUAGCCUAAGGAGUAAGUACUGAUAAUGAUUUGAAUGUAAUUUUGUGAAUGUGUGUGGAAUAUAAACCAGGGAUUUAGCCUUAGUAAAGGUAACCUUUCUGAUGUCUGUUGUUAAUCCCCCUUUGUACUCUUAUCCUGUAUCUGCACUCUAUUAUUUUGAGAUGUCAUACUGCACACUGUAUUGUAAAAAUAAAAACUUAAAAUUAUGUUUCAAAUUUAACAACCCACUGAAUAUUUCCUCUUGCUGUGUUUGUAUCCAUUGCCAUUCAGGGUUUCCACACAUAUAAAGACCACUGCCCUCUUCCAAGUGUAUGACAGAAGCAAGACCACUGGAAGCCCUGGGUGGAACACAAAUUACUUUUGUUGUAUGCGGUGGAAGAGCCUCACUCGUUAGCACAGAUAUAAGUGUUUCUGUUUCCUUUUUUGUUGAAACAGACAAGUAACUAUUAAAGAUGGACAGAUUAAGGCUGUGAACUGAAACUUUGGUAGAAGCAGGUAUGUAAUACCCAGGCAAAUUUACCAUAAGUGUAGCUGGGCACUGAUGGCUCACGCCUAUAAUCCUGGCUACUCAGGAGGCAAAGGUGGAUCAUGGUUUGAUGCCAGCAUGGGCAAAACAGUUCUUUUGACCCUAUCUUAAAAAUACCCAACACAGAAAAGGGCUGGUGGAAUGGCUCAAGUGGUAGUGUCUA